Molecule: messenger RNA, 882 nt
Organism: Bicyclus anynana (squinting bush brown)
Lineage: Eukaryota; Metazoa; Arthropoda; Insecta; Lepidoptera; Nymphalidae
Gene: Obp5
Exons: 7
Coding region: 37-882 (281 amino acids)
Biological process (GO): sensory perception of smell
Molecular function (GO): odorant binding
Source: RefSeq, a predicted model, not a curated record
GACAUUCAAGAGGAUACGUAGCGUUUGUUUAUCAAAAUGUUCACUGAAAAGUUAUUUUUUUAUAAUUUUGUAAUUUUAAUAACUUUUUGUAAUGUUAAUAACGUUCACGCAAAGAACGCUGAUGAUUUAAAGCAAAAUUUCAUGCAUAUAUUAAUGGAGUGUGCUAAAGACUAUCCUAUAACUGGGGAUGAUGUUGAGCAAUUCAAAAAUAAGCAAGUUCCAGAUAAUGAGAACAUGAGAUGCCUUCUUGCUUGUGCAUAUAAGAAAACUGGAAUGAUGGACGAUCAAGGAAUGCUCUCCGUUGAAGGUGUGAACAAAUACACUCAGGAAUAUUUAGGUGAUGAUUCUAAUAAGCUAGAAAAGGCCCACGAUUUUACUGACGUCUGCAAGAGUGUGAAUGAUGUGUCUGUCUCAGAUGGUAGCAAAGGUUGCGACAGAGCCGCCCUAAUGUUUAAAUGUAGUGUCGACAAAGCUGCAGAGGCUCUGACGGACGAGCAGGUAAUGAUGAGAUACACAAAGUAUGUAAUGGCAUGCGCAAAGGGGAAACCGGUGGAAAUGACGGAUUUAAUGAAACUGCAACAAUUAGAAGUGCCCACAAAAACCGAGGUGAAAUGCGUCGUUGCAUGUGCCUACAGGCGCAUGGGAACUCUGAGGAGUGAUGGCAUGUUCGAUCAGGAGGCGAGUUACAAGUUUGCAGAGGAAUGCAAAGAAGGAGAUGAGAAGAGGCUGGAAAAUGGAAAAAAAUUGGCUGACAUGUGUCUCAAGGUAAACGACGAGGAAGUCAGCGAUGGUGACAAGGGGUGUGAACGCGCGGCAUUGAUGUUUAAAUGUUUGACUACUAACGCACCAAAGGUGAUUCUGUCACGCAUAUUUUUCAUGUAG